Lotus japonicus is the source of this 888-nucleotide messenger RNA. RefSeq lists its product as uncharacterized. Bases 1 to 888 code for a protein of 295 amino acids. The record is from RefSeq and is a predicted model, not a curated record. NCBI's taxonomy places the organism in Eukaryota, Viridiplantae, Streptophyta, Magnoliopsida, Fabales, Fabaceae. The transcript has a single exon.
AUGAGACUCCUGCAAGGAUCUUCGUGCUCAAGUGCAUCAGAUAUAGCAGAAUUUUCAGAAUGGCUGUUGACUAUAGGUGAUGGCAAGUUCGGACAGCCAGUUAACGGCGAAUCAGAAAUUCAAAUACCAGAUGAAAUCCUUAUAAAAAACUCAGAAACCGGUUUUGAAGACUUGGUCAAUUUUACCUACCCUGAUUUGUUGCGUAACAUGUCUAACUCUGAAUACUUCAGGGAAAGAUCCAUUUUGGCCCCCACAAUUGAACUGGUUGGAAAGGUCAAUGAUUACAUGAUGUAUCGGGUCUCGGCAGAAGAAAGGGAAUACUUGAGCUCUGAUUCAAUAUACAAAGAAGACGACAAUGUUGAGAGUGAGCUGGAUGCCUUUCCCCCCGAGGUAUUGAAUGCGAUGAACUGUUCAGGACUGCCACCGCAUAAGUUGAGUUUGAAAAUUGGAGUCCCAGUAAUAUUAAUGAGAAAUAUCGACCAGUCCAACGGAUUGUGUAAUGGAACAAGAUUGACGGUGAAGAGAUUUGGAGACCAUGUCAUUCAGUGCACCGUUCUAACUGGGACUAAAGCUGGAUCUGCUGUACUGAUUCCUAGGAUGACCAUGAAUACAAAUAACACAAAUCUACCGUUCCAAUUUCAGAGACGGCAGUUGCCUAUAUGUGUCUGCUUCGGUAUGACGAUAAACAAAGCGCAGGGACAAACACUAGGGUGUGUUGGGUUAUAUCUUCCAAGACCACUUUUUAGCCACGGACAAUUAUAUGUGGCGCUAUCAAGAGUCAAAAGCAAACAAGGGCUAAGGAUCCUCAUAGAAAACCACGACGAUCUCCCUUCUAAUACAACAAUUAAUGCUGUGUAUGAAGAAGUGUUUGACAAUAUAACUCCAUAA